CAUAUCGUGAAUAUUAUUCACAAUUUCUUUUAUUACCAUGGGAACAUGGAACCGAAGCAUUAGAACAUUUGUUUGGAAUUUCACGAAAAAUACUUCCUGAUUUUAAUUUUUAUGAGUUUUUUAAAAUACAACAAAAAGUAUCAUUUCGUGAUAAAAUUUCACGUGCUGGAAUAAUUGAUACUA
This is a messenger RNA of Racocetra persica, 183 nucleotides long. The record is from the annotation of a GenBank genome assembly. NCBI's taxonomy places the organism in Eukaryota, Fungi, Glomeromycota, Glomeromycetes, Diversisporales, Gigasporaceae.